This is a messenger RNA of Gregarina niphandrodes, 349 nucleotides long. RefSeq lists its product as hypothetical. The transcript has a single exon. The record is from RefSeq and is a predicted model, not a curated record. The annotation marks the transcript as partial. Lineage: Eukaryota; Apicomplexa; Conoidasida; Eugregarinorida; Gregarinidae.
AUGGCGUAUGGCGAUUUCUUCAUAGAAAGCUAUAAGCAGAGAUUGAUUUCAUUAUUGGAUUACUAUUUUAUUUUGGGUGAUUCCAAUUAUCAGCCGACAGAACGACAUAGGUUGAUUCCAGAUAAAAUGAUACAUAGAGCAUAUUCGGAUUUCUUUGAUGUGAUUAAUUCAGAUUAUGAGGAAUAUAGCGUGGAAGAAAAGCGAUGUGCAUUAAAAAAUGAUAUGCGCUAUUGGGAUAAAUGGAUGGCUGAACGUAGAAAAGUAUCAGCACAAUUACCGAUGCCAUUCAAAAAAGUUUAUGACAAUUGUACGAAUAAUCUCAAACGGAGAAAAUUGAUUCAAAUAAAGA